AUGGCGUUGGUGACUCUGCAGCGGUCGCCGACGCCGAGCGCCGCGUCCACCGCCAGCACAGCGACCACGGCCGCCGGAGAGGAUUUUGGGAGUGAAGAUGAGCGGCGCAUAAAUCAGAGCUUGAGCGAGAGCUUCUUCAUGGUGAAGGGCGCCGCUCUCUUCUUGCAGCAGGGCAGCAGUCAGCAGGGCCAAAAAGCACAUCCUCAUCACAAACAUGCAGGUGACUUACCUCAACACCUGCAGGUGAUGAUAAACAUUCUCCGCUCAGAGGACAGAAUCAAACUGGCGGUGCGGCUGGAGAGCGGCUGGUCAGAUCGUGUGCGCUACAUGGUGGUGGUGUACACCAGCGGGCGACAGGACACAGAGGAGAACAUCCUCUUAGGCAUCGACUUUACCAGCAAAGACUGUAAAAGCUGUUCAGUGGGCAUGGUGCUACCUCUGUGGAGCGACACAAAGAUCCAUCUGGAUGGAGACGGGGGCUUUACUGUGAACACGGCAGGUCGGACUCACGUCUUCAAACCCGUGUCGGUGCAGGCCAUGUGGUCGGCCUUGCAGGUGCUGCACAAGGCGUGUGAGGUGUCACGCAGGUUUAAUUACUUCCCUGGAGGCAUGGCUCUCACCUGGCUGGGCUACUACGAGAGCUGCAUUGCUUCGGACCAGAGCUGCAUUAAUGAGUGGAACGCAAUGAAGGACCUGGAGACCACACGACCAGACUCGCCCACCAUGUUUGUGGACAAGCCUUCGGAACGAGAGAGGACAGAGUGCCUUAUUAAAAACAAGCUCAGAAGCAUCAUGACAUGCCAAGAUCUGGAGAACGUCACCUGCAAACAGAUCCGCACAGAGUUGGAGCAGCACAUGAACUGCAACCUGAAAGAGUACAAGGAGUUUAUUGACAAUGAGAUGCUGCUGAUCCUUGGCCAGAUGGACAAAGCUACCCUAAUCUUUGACCACGUUUACCUGGGAUCUGAGUGGAAUGCAUCUAAUUUGGAGGAGCUGCAAGAGACGGGGGUGGGCUACAUCCUCAACGUUACCAGGGAGAUAGACAACUUCUUUCCAGGGACGUUCAGCUAUCACAACAUACGCGUCUACGACGAAGAGGCCACUGACCUGCUGGCUCACUGGAACGACACCUACAACUUUAUCGUGAAGGCAAAAAAGAAUCACUCAAAGUGUCUCGUUCACUGUAAGAUGGGCGUCAGUCGGUCGGCCUCCACCGUCAUCGCUUAUGCCAUGAAGGAGUACGGCUGGUCGCUGGAGAAAGCUUACAACUUUGUGAAGCAGAAGAGGAAUAUCACGCGACCCAACCCGAGUUUCAUGAGACAGCUGGCGGAGUACGAGGGCAUUUUAGACGCCAGCAAACAGCGUCACAACAAGCUUUGGCAUCCCGACACAGACUGUGAGAUGGCAGAGGGUCAGCAGGGUUUGGCUCAGUGCUGGGGGGGGGGGGAGGGAGGGCACCUGACUCCAGCACCAGGAAUGUCUCCCUGCUGUGAGGAGGCGCUGUCUGAUAAAGGCGCUGCGUGCCCUUCCCCAUUACGGACCGUUGCGCUGGAGAUCGACCCGGCCUACAACAAUUACUAUUUUCGCCGCCUCUCUGACUCUGCACUAGACAGCGAACCAUCCACCCCCGUGCGCGGCCCUCCCCUUCUCGGCAUGGAGAAGGUUUUUAUAGAAAUCGAGGACGUGGAACGAGAUGCCCUGCUGGAUGACGAGGCGUUCGACGGGCAGGAGGCCUUGCCCCUGCCCCACUUUGGGCCCUCGGCAGAGGGCACCGCUGCCCAAACGUGCAGCCGAGGGCCGGAGCCACUGGAAGAGCUGCGCCUGAGACUGGAGUUCAGCACGGUGGAGGAGGAGGAUGAGGAGGACGUCCAAAAGGAAGAGGCAGAGAUGGAGGUUCUAAUGCUGCCGGACGACGGAGGGGGGGGUGAAGGAGGGCAUGGGGAAACGCAGGACGGUGAGGCGGAGGGGGACGCGGAGGGUAUCGGGAUGGAUCUGGCAACGCUUAAUGAAAACUCCAACAACAACAACAAUGUGGGCAUUCUCCAUAAACGCAAUGAAAAUUCACCCUCCGACCUUGUUCCAAGCGAUGCUUCUAUGCUGUCCAGGUGGGAUCAAACUAAAUCCCUCCUGAAAGAAGAUUCUUCUGCGUCCACUCCUAAAUUUUGCCUUAACCCCAGUCCUCCCUCCAAAGUCCCAAGUGCUUCGUUUGCUCAGUCCCACUCCUCAUCCGAGGGCCUCCUCCCAUCAGUGGGGCCGCUGUGCCCCCAUGGCCCUCUGUGUGACUGUGCCAGUUGUUCUGCUUCCCGACCCGCCGUUCCCCCGGAGCAGGAGGGGCCGUCCGGUGAGCCACAGCAGUCCGCGAAGCUCCACGACCAGGAUGAACACAAUGACGCUCGGUCAGAAACUCCUGUGGACGCUCUUCCUGAGCUGAUGAAAUUAGAUCUGGAGGACGCGACGCCUGUAGUCGCCUGUUGCCCCGGGCAACAGCAGGAGACCCUCUCACAGCUGCGGCGGUCCGGGCUGGUCCGCCGGCGCGCAGAGAGACUGGAGAAGCUUUCGGGCUCGUCCCAGGAGAGCCUGCACUCUCUGAAGCCUUUGCACGCAUGCCAAACGUCCAGGAAAAGUUUGUCUCACGGCGAGGAGGAGGAGGAGGAGGAGGAAGAGGAGGAGGAGGAGGACCUCUCCCACUUCACAGGUGACCUCACUAAAUCUUCGACGCCAUGCCAAGUGCGGUUGGAGCCACUGGUGGUGCCGCUGACCAACGAAGCCUUGUUGGGGGUGGCGGGGUCCGGGCUGCUGACGCCCACCUCUUCCCCUCACGGCUCCACCCUGACGCGCAGCUCCAGCAGCGACAGCCUGCGCAGCGUGCGGGGGAAGCCCGGCCUGGUGCGCCAGCGGGCGCAGGAGAUCGAGACCCGCAUGCGGCUGGCCGGCCUCACCGUGCCGUCGCGCUUCAAGAGGUCCAACUCGCUGGCCAAGUUGGGCAGCCUCACCUUCUCCUCCGAGGACCUGUGCUCGGCCUGCUCCUCGGACGCGGGGACCCUGCUGCUGCUCUCGCUGUCCCCAGAGCCGGAGGGGGGGCUGGAGUGGGACCCCCCCGCCGUCUCCCCCGCGUCCCAGCCCCACAAAAACCCGCACACUCCCGAGAGAGCGCUUCCAUGUGAGCCCACAAGCUGA
Menidia menidia (Atlantic silverside) is the source of this 3177-nucleotide messenger RNA. The record is from the annotation of a GenBank genome assembly. Lineage: Eukaryota; Metazoa; Chordata; Actinopteri; Atheriniformes; Atherinopsidae.